CUUUAAAUAUUUAUGACAUUAUUUAUUAACAACCAAUUACAUCAAUCCAUCAGUUCAUGACUGACCAAUCCUAGUAAUUUCUGUCCAUAAAAUUUUAUUGCAACCGUAUUUUUAAAUUAUCGCUUUAUAAUUUAUAAUGAGUCAGCCUUGUGACGUUUGAGAAAACAUCAGUCGUUUUUUGAGAAUGCAACCUGGCAUUGUAGGUUUUCUUUGCUGUUAUUAGUGUUCAUUUUAGUGUUAAAUAAUAAUUUUUAGUCAGCAUGAUGCAAUUUAUGUUAUUAUUCAGCCGUCAAGGUAAAUUACGAUUACAAAAAUGGUAUGUAGCACAUCCAGAUAAACUUAAGAAAAAAAUAACACGAGAAUUGAUCACGACAAUUCUUGCAAGAAAACCUAAAAUGUCUAGUUUUCUUGAGUGGAAAGACGUCAAAGUUGUUUAUAAAAGAUACGCCAGUUUAUACUUUUGUUGUGCUAUUGAACAAAACGACAAUGAAUUAUUAACAUUAGAAAUUAUACAUCGAUAUGUUGAAUUAUUGGAUAAAUAUUUUGGAAGUGUAUGUGAGUUAGAUAUUAUUUUCAAUUUUGAAAAAGCCUACUUCAUCCUAGAUGAGCUGCUUGUCGGGGGCGAAAUACAGGAGACCAGUAAAAAAAAUGUAUUAAAGGCUAUCGCAGCGCAGGAUUUACUGCAGGAGGAUGAAGCUGUCGAAGGUGCUCUACGGGAAAUAGGGCUUUUGUAAAAGCUCCGAUGUAGUGUCUUCCUCCUCAUCGAACACCAUCGAGAUCAUCAACUUCUCAGCCAAUCUUACGCCUACCGACGAUGCCACCGCCCAUCUCGCCUUGUGCAUAGUUUUAAAUGAAAAUUUUAAUAAUACAAUAAACAUCCAUUAAAAUACUUGCCAAUAUUAUAUCGGUUACUAAUUCCAAAAACACUUAUAUUUUUUAUACGUUAAGAAACUCUCUAAAGCUAAAGGGGCGUAUAAUUUUUUUUUCAUUGCUAGUCGUUUUGUAGAUUUUUUUUCAUAGACGAAAAAAAGGACAUCUUGGCACAAGAAAUAUUUUGCACUACGACUUGAAGACAAAAAAUUUCUUAGCCCAAGAAUUUUUUUAUUACUUCAAAAAAUUUUUGUUUUCAAUAAAUAAUGCAAAAAAAUUUUUUGGGGCAAGUAAAAAUUUUCUUGAGACGAGUAUACAUUAUUUGUGACAAGAAAUCUUUUUUUUUCUGUAUCUGUAAAAAUUGAAAAAAAAAUUUUCAGCUUUAAAAUAAGUUUACAAUAUGAUUAGCAGUUAAAAAAAAUUCUACGCACAUUUGGUUUUAAACUUAGUGACUAAAUCCAAAAGGGCGUAUAAUAAUCUAAGUCUUUUUGGAAUUACUGACGCGAUAUACUACUCGCGAUCCAAUUUAUCACGAGAUUCCAAAUAUUUUUAUACUAAAUUUUCCAUGUGCUUCUAUAAAAAAAAAUAAUAAUAUACAUAUAAUUUAAUAUAUUAAACCAAAAGUAAUAUAUUUUACCAUUAGCAAAAAAAAUGUAGAUAAUAGUUUUAUUUGUUAUUUAUGUUCAAAAAAUAUUUAAUUAAUAAUUAAUUAUAAUUAUUAUUAUUGUUU
Microplitis demolitor is the source of this 1600-nucleotide messenger RNA. RefSeq names its product AP-1 complex subunit sigma-2 (gene AP-1sigma). Gene Ontology annotation, cellular component: intracellular membrane-bounded organelle; AP-1 adaptor complex; membrane coat. NCBI's taxonomy places the organism in Eukaryota, Metazoa, Arthropoda, Insecta, Hymenoptera, Braconidae. The transcript has 5 exons. Gene Ontology annotation, biological process: intracellular protein transport; vesicle-mediated transport. The record is from RefSeq and is a predicted model, not a curated record. Gene Ontology annotation, molecular function: clathrin-cargo adaptor activity. Bases 261 to 734 code for a protein of 157 amino acids.